AUGACCGGCUUUGAUUUCUCCAACUACAACCGCAACGCGGCCCUCCAUGCCAGGGGUGUCCCUCUGCCCAAGGCUACAAGCACAGGUACCACGAUUGUGGGCUGCAUCUACGAUAAUGGCGUGGUGAUCGCCGCCGACACCAGAGCUACGAGCGGUCCCAUCGUCGCCGACAAGAACUGCGAGAAGCUGCACUACAUCGCGCCCAAGAUCUGGUGUGCCGGAGCCGGUACCGCGGCCGACACUGAAUUCACCACCGCCCUCAUCAGCUCUAACAUCGAACUGCACUCCCUGUCGACGGGCCGGCCCCCACGAGUAAUCACCUGCAUGACGAUGCUGAAGCAACACCUCUUCCGCUACCAGGGCCACAUCGGCGCGUACCUCGUCGUGGCCGGCGUCGACCCGACCGGCAUCGGCCUCUACACCGUGCACGCCCACGGUUCGACAGAUAAGCUGCCCUACGUGACCAUGGGCUCCGGUUCGCUGGCCGCCAUGUCGGUCUUCGAGUCCACGUGGAAGCCAAACCUCGACCGCGCCGGCGCCAUCGCCCUGUGCGCUGAGGCCAUCAAGGCCGGUAUCUUCAACGAUCUCGGAUCCGGUAGCAACGUCGACGUCUGCGUCAUCGAGAAGGACAAGCCCACCCAGCUGCUGCGCAACUACAUGCGUCCCAACGAGCGUGGCCAGAAGGAGCGUGACUACCGCUUCCCUCAGGGCACGACGGCUUACCUCAACCAGAAGAUCAUGAGCAAGGAGGACAUGCGGAAGUAUGUCACAAUCGAGGAGGCUUCUGGGGAUCCCAACCUCAUGGAGGUCGACUCGUGA
Molecule: messenger RNA, 819 nt
Organism: Aspergillus terreus NIH2624
Lineage: Eukaryota; Fungi; Ascomycota; Eurotiomycetes; Eurotiales; Aspergillaceae
Gene: pup1
Product: proteasome core particle subunit beta 2
Exons: 3
Coding region: 1-819 (272 amino acids)
Cellular component (GO): proteasome core complex
Molecular function (GO): threonine-type endopeptidase activity
Source: RefSeq, a predicted model, not a curated record